GCUACAGCGUUUUCAACUUGAUCAACCAUGGGUGCUGCUCUAAGUUGUGUCGCAUUACCUGCACUGGGUACAGUUGGAGCAUGGGUAGCCAGCUGCUUCUCUGCCGCAGCAUGUUCAUUAGCUUGUAAAAGCUGCAACUGCAACAAUUCGAUUGCUACAAGAAUAGGAUACGCACUUAUAUUACUCUUGAAUUCAAUUGUAGGUCCAAUGCCCAACCUGUCAGUUGUUUAUAGUUCCACCAUUUACUGAUUUUUCUUGAAUAUC
Umbelopsis ramanniana AG is the source of this 264-nucleotide messenger RNA. RefSeq lists its product as uncharacterized. Lineage: Eukaryota; Fungi; Mucoromycota; Umbelopsidomycetes; Umbelopsidales; Umbelopsidaceae. The coding region runs from base 28 to 249 and encodes 73 amino acids. Gene Ontology annotation, cellular component: membrane. The transcript is spliced from 3 exons. The record is from RefSeq and is a predicted model, not a curated record.